Amaranthus tricolor (Joseph's coat) is the source of this 5289-nucleotide messenger RNA. RefSeq lists its product as uncharacterized. Gene Ontology annotation, cellular component: cytoplasm; protein farnesyltransferase complex; CAAX-protein geranylgeranyltransferase complex. Gene Ontology annotation, molecular function: CAAX-protein geranylgeranyltransferase activity; protein farnesyltransferase activity. Bases 3624 to 4970 code for a protein of 448 amino acids. The record is from RefSeq and is a predicted model, not a curated record. The transcript has 11 exons. Gene Ontology annotation, biological process: protein geranylgeranylation; protein farnesylation. Lineage: Eukaryota; Viridiplantae; Streptophyta; Magnoliopsida; Caryophyllales; Amaranthaceae.
CUUCUAAUUCAUUUUCUUCAUCUGUGUUUCUUUUAUUUUGUUUUCGUAUGAAUUUGUCCAUGAAUUGAUUUAUGUGUGUUUUUUUGAUUAAAAGAAAUCAAUGUUAAAAUAUUUCUGGAUUGAGUUAUAAUCCCUUAAAUACUGUUUUUCUUGAUUUCGUUUACUUUCUUCUCUAGUCGUAUGAUGAACUUGUUCAUGAAUUGAUGUAUUUUCAGAUGGUUCAUGAAUUGAUUUUUCUAAAUGUUUUUUUGAUAUUAUAAAAAACAAAACAGUUGGCUGUGUUCUGGAGUGUACACUGAAGCUGUUUUACAGUAAUGUACUAUUGUAUACGUUUAAACAAUUCGAUUUUUCAUAGGUUCUGUACUGGAUUUGUUGGUGAUAUUGUUUUUGCAAAAUUAAUUCUUCAUUUCAAUGUUUUGUUGAACAAAUGGCAAUUAAAAAUGAAUUUUUUCCUGCUAGUUUAUUUAUUUAUUUAUUUAUUUUUUGAUUUCUGAUAUAUGUAUCUCCCAUAGAUUUCUGUAUUGCAUAUUGAAUACCUUGUUGUAAUUGUAGAUAUUUCAAUCAGGUAUGCCCUCUUGGUUAUUUGUACUCUUGAAUAGCUGGUUCAGGCACGCCAUCAUCCAAAAGUUUUCACUUGUUUUAGAAAAGUGAUCUCUUGUAAUAGCAUCAAGUAUUCUCUUACCAUUGAUAUUACCUACCGUAGACUUGUAUGAUUGGCAUUAGGAUAUUUUUUGGUGCAGUUAUGCCACAAGCUGGUGUUGUGCCUGGCAUUGACGUUAAUAUGCGAUAGAUUAUUUUAUAAAAUUGAUCUUAAAAUGCCAUUUAAGACGACUUGUUUUAUGUUAUGAUGAUGAUGAUGAUCGUGUCAAACACCUGGUUACUUAAUUUCUGAUAUCAAUCAAAACGGGAUAGCUCAUCCGAAACGAUUAGUCCAAUAGGUAAGAGAGCUCAUUUGAUCUAUAAAUCCCUUAUCAGCUAUCAAUACAACCGAUGUAGGAAAAGUCUUAUACCUUGCAAUGACCUCAAAUCCAUUACAUUUUCUUUUAUAAAACAAUCAUACCUCUAACUCCAAAUUCAAAAUUGGUUUUAUCAUCAAGCCCAUACCUUGCAAUUCUUCAACUCCAUUAUAUUUCUUAACAGUCAUAAUUCUAACCCCAAAUUCAAAAAUGGUUUUGUCAUCAAGCCCAUACCUUGCAAUGCUUUUGUGGCGUGGUUUGUGUGGGACUGGGCCAAACACUCGGGUUUCAAUAGGUUCACCUUGUUUGUUGAGAAUCAUAACUGCGUUAUCAUCAAAUUUGACUUCACUUCCAUCACAACGACCUUGUUGCAUAGUAGCUCACGCAAUAACAGCUCACGUAGAGGUUCUCACAGAGGCUACAAUAAUAUCUCCUAACCUUGCACUUUUCUUCCCCUUAAGAGCUUGUAUACACAUUACCUUCUUAGCUCCAUAGUUAUCAACCACAUUGACCUUUUUUCUUCAUCUAUAUGAAGACUCCUUUGCUGCUGCAAUACCUAAAACCAUUUCAUGUCGCCACACAAAUAUCGUUUUUUGGAAGUUUCAUAGUGAAAAGCAUAUAAAGAUCCAAUUCUAUGACGACGAUUAAGAAUCAUUUAAGACAUGUGUGAAGCCACUUAGGAGAGCUAGCAGGGGUCCUGUGGCCCACCCUCGCGGUCCAUUUUAAUUUUUAAGUUUGCCACUUAGUACAAUUUGUGAUUAUAUACCACUAUUAGAGUGGUUCUAUGGUGAGGGAAGCGUUAAUAUUGUAUUGUAUGGGGUUAUAUUUUCAUGUGUUCUUGGCAGCUACUCCCUCUUAAACAGCACCAUUUGACUAAAAAAAUUCUCACAUAUUUAAGUCAAAUGGUAUAGAAGACACAUGAAGUACUUUUUAAUAAUAAUUUUUGCUUCAUAUAUUUCUGGCUAUUUAACUUUUAUUUUUUGAUUUGCCCCUAAUUUGAAAAAUUACAAAAGCAAAUCUGGUGAACUUUUAAAAGAAAUUGCAAAGAAAAAGGAAAAUAAAUUAAGAAGUAACAUACAUGAGCAUGGAGAUAGUUAUUUGUGAUCUCACGAUUUAGUUAAACAAGAGCCAUUACAAUUGGUAAGACCCCUUAGAAGAGAUUGGCCACCUUCAAAGUUCAAACAUGUUGUAAGAAGCAACAUAAGUCAACCUUAGGACAAAAACUAGGAAAAUUAUUACAUUUAUAUCAUGUAAAAUAAAACAUCUUAAUUACAUUCAACAUCUCUUAGUGUAAUCUUACCCUAAUGCUAUAAAAUGAUUUUCACGAAAGUACGGUUUGGAGGUCGAAUAUACACAACAUUAUCCUUGUUAAUAAAUAAUAAUUACAAAAAAAUGUUUUCGAUUGCUUUUCGACCACAAAUAUCAUCUAUAGCUACAAAUAAAUAAAAAGCGCAUAUAAUUUAAGUUCUCUUUCAAAUAUAACAACAAUGAAACAAGACAAAACAUAUGUUAAUACACGCUCUUUAACUUGUAAUAACAAAGCCAAUUAUGAGCAAAUACCUUAGAGACAACUUUGAUAUUAGAUUAGCCACCAUCUUGUGUUUGGAUUUCUUCACUGAUUCACUCUAUACAAAAUAGCCCAAAUGUGAAGAUAAGUACAAAGAUAUCUCAAGUAUUCUACAUACAUAUAUGAAUGUAGCUUAUGCAACAUCUUAUUAUCAUAUACCAUUAAGUAGCUCUUGCCAAAGCGGGGUCAGAUGUACGCACUAUUUAAUAUGUAAUAACAAAGAGGUUUUCUUUAACUGACAAUUAAUAGCAAACAUUAUAUACAACUUCAUAUAAAUAAGAGCACGUAGUUUGAGUAGUCAUUUUAGUAUCGUCCAUAUAUAUGUUACGAUGGAUCAAACCCUAGACAGUUCUUCAAAUUUAGAAUGGAAUACUUCCAUAUUAUAUAACUUAUAAAAAUGGUAUUUCAAAGAAGUAAAAUCUUAAAGGAUUAUUCAUCUUCUUCUUCCAAACUAUUGAAUUUUACAAAAAUUUCUACUAGCAAAUAAUUACGUAUAAGUUAAAAAACUAAAUUUUCUAGUGUAAAUUAAAAUUUUACUUAUGACACUAAAUUUAUUAAGGUAACUUCACAUAAUAAUUUCCUUAAAAAUCCAAAUAUUCCCUCCCCUUUUUCGAUUUCUUCCUCUUCCUUAACAAACACCCACACAAAAUAUCACUACAAUAACAUUGAUAGAAUGAUUACUUAAACAUCCAUUAAAAACCACUCAAAAACUGUAUUUACAGAUUGAAGAAAACCCCCACAAAUUGCUCUAAAACAAUAAUUGAAAAUUGAAAAAAAAAACAAAAGAAAAAAGAAUGAAGAGAGGAAAAGAUCAACUCAAAGAAUUCCAAAUUCUCGGUGAUGAAACACCGUUAAGUGAGUACCAGUCGAUAAAAGUACUAGUAUAAAACAAUGCCAAAAGAAGUAUAGCGUGCGUAAAAAACAAUGGGAAAAGGCCAACAUGGGUUUACUAUUUUACCCUUUUAGUAUAUCACUAUUUUUCUCCCAAUUAUUUUCCGUUUAUCCUUCUGUCUUCUGAAAUUAGGGCUAAAAUCAAGAAUAUGAAGGACUUUUGAAGCUGAAAUCACACAACCUUUGUAAAGAUUCAAUCUUGGAGAACAAUGGCAAAAAGAGUUCCAACGUGCUCGGAAAAGGAGGGUUUUAUCCUCUUGGAACAUUUGCAAUCUAUCUUAGAACACGAUCCUCAAAUUGAUGAGGUGGGGUUUAUUCAUUCAUCCCAGCUAAUGGUGCUCAAGGAGGGGGAAGAACCUUCUACUUUUACGUCUACGGGGCACAAAGAAGAUGCAAGACUAGACCUUGUUUCUUCCAAAGCUAAUGAAGUGGAAGGCAAAGAAGCUUUUUUCUGGAGCAAAGAGCACAAGUUGGGGAUUUCAACGGAAUAUCUUCUUCCAUUGUAUAAAGCAGCGAAAAACCGAUUCAUGGAUGCAUAUUCGAAUUAUAAAAACAUUUCAAGUUUCUCUUUGAAGAAUGAAAGUGCAGCUAGCAGCUGUGAGCUUUCUGGAAUUGAGAAUGAAGUCAUGAAGCACAGCAAGGCUCUCUUGUUACUGAGCAGUGACUUUGGGACGGCAUGGAAUGCGAGGAAACUAAUCAUAUCAAAGAGAGAAGAAUUUUCAAUUGCAGAUGAACUUCUUGUGUCUACUUUGGUUCUCUCAUUUGCGCCAAAAUCUGAAAGUGCUUGGAACUACAGGAGAUGGAUUAUCAACAAAAUUGCUGGUAAGUGUCCUCUGGAAGCUAUUCUGGAGAAAGAAUCUGAUCUUGUCGAGAAAAUAGCCGAGAAUUCUAAAAUGAACUAUCGUGCUUGGAAUCAUCGAUGUUGGCUGAUCGCUUAUAUGACAAGUGAACAGGCACUACGGGAGUUGAACGCCAACAGAAAUUGGGCUGCGUUGCAUGUUGCUGAUAAUAGCUGUUUUCAUUAUCGACAGAAGUUAAUGCUGCGUAUGCUGGACGAAGUGAGCCAUGGGAAUGUCGAGGUUACUCUCUUCACUCAGUUUGAACAUCUUCAACAACUAUGGAAGGACGAACUGGAUUGGAACGACGUGCUAAUUAGGCGUUAUAUUGGGCGAGAGGCCUUGUGGCUUCAUCGGCGGUUUUUAGCAGUAUGUUGGGCGAAACAUUUCGGAACCAAUAACAUUAUGUGGAAGCAUCUCAGCAACAAGGAUGGUGGGGGUAACAAUGUGUCUAUCUUCAUUGACAAUGAAGUUGGGCUUGUUCGAGAUUGCCUAACGCUUUCGGAUAGUAUAUUUGAGGAUAUUGAAUCACAGGCUAUUCAUUCUGCUGCUUACAUUUUGUGGCUGAACAGGGAAAUUUGCUCUCCUUCUACUAUCGAUCUCAAUCAAAAGCUCGGAAUUGGUGAUUUACGGACAUUCCUGAACAAAAUGUGCCCCGGAAAGGUUAGAGUUUGGGAUUGUUUGUUGGGGGAACAUACUUCGCGAGACGGAGCAUGUUAGAGUUCGGGGUGUUAACUUUGCGAACUACAUCCAACGUACACUCCUCCGUCCUUUUGAUAUUGCUUCGCAAAUCGCAACUUGUUUCUUGCGACUUGCGAGUGAUUUUAUAAAACAUCAGACAAUUCUGAAAGGACGGAAAGAGUAAUGGAUUGUUGAUUUUAUUUCCUUAAUAGCUAAUUACUCUUUUGAUUUAUUGUUAUAAAUAUCACAUUCAUGUACUUCAAACUAUUUGUUGAAGUACAAUUCAGAAUUAAUCUUUGUAAUUGGACAAAAAUAUCAGUUUUUUGUUAAUCACGGGAACAUAAUUGUGUAUUGUUGG